AUGGAUUCAGCGAAUAGCGCAGUGGCGGUGGACAAGAAGCAACGCUUCAGUGAAUGGCGUGUGCAUCGUGGCCCCUACCUCGGAGACAUUUCAGCUCUCUGUUUUCUUCAUCUUCCCAACCAUUCUCUUCCUUUCCUGCUCGCUGGUUUGGGUUCGGAAAUUCUGCUUUACAACUUAGAACUCGUAAAGAUUGUUAGAUCCUUCUCUGUAUUCGAAGGGAUUCGCGUGCACGGAAUUACUUCUAGCUUCCCACAGGAGGCCGCUUCCUCUGUAACUGUGAUUUGUGUGUUUGGGGAAACAAGAGUCAAGCUAUUUACCUUCUCCUUUGAUAACGUUUCUGGGAGCCCUGAAUUGACACUGAUUCAUUUGUUGCCAAAGUUUGGACACUGGGUUUUGGAUGUUUGCUUCCUCGAGGGUUGCUUGCCUCAUUCCAAUAUGGAGAGCCGUUUUCUUGCAGUUGGAUGUAGCGACAAUUCAGUUCACAUAUGGGACAUCGCCAACUCUACUACUGUUCUCAAGGUUCAAUCUCCAGUACGGUGCCUUCUCUACUCAAUGCGAUUAUGGGGUCACAAUCUUGAAGUUCUCAGAAUUGCAUCCGGUACUAUAUAUAACGAGAUUAUUGUUUGGAAAGUGGCCCCUCAACAUGAUAAAUCUUCAAGAUGUCAAGAAGACCAUGAUCAUCGGAGCAUUUCAUCCUCCAAUUGCUGCCAGCUAAAAGAUAAACUGUAUGGGGCUGUUCAUGUAUGUAAACUUAUUGGACAUGAAGGUUCAAUCUUCCGAAUAGCAUGGUCGUCUUGUGGAUCUAAACUGGUAUCUGUCUCUGAUGAUCGUAGUGCACGUGUCUGGGCUCUUUCUAUUGAAAGGGAAGGUUCAAUGUGCCAUGAUCCCAUUGCCGUUGUCUUAUUCGGACAUAAUGCUCGAGUUUGGGACUGCUGUAUUUCUGAUUAUUUGGUUGUCACGGCCAGUGAGGAUUGUACAUGUCGUAUAUGGGGAGUUGAUGGUGAGCAGCUGCAAGUCAUUAAGGAGCACAUAGGAAGGGGUAUAUGGAGAUGCUUGUACGAUCCAAAUUCGUCACUUCUUAUAACUGCUGGGUUUGACUCUGCUAUUAAAGUGCAUCGGCCUCAUACUUCUCUGACCACGGGCCUGGCAGCAGUACAAGGGUCUCCUGGCAGGAGAGAGUUGUUUUCCAUUUGCGUCCCUAAUGUAUUGGAGCAUAUUGGACUCAUGGACAGCAAGAGUGAAUACGUUCGUUGUUUGCAUUUUUCCUGUCAGGAUUCUCUUUAUGUUGCUACCAAUCAUGGUUAUCUCUACCAUGCUAAAUUAUGUGACACUGGAGGUGCUCUGUGGAAUCAACUUUGCCAGGUCAGCAGUGGGGCACCAAUUAUCUGUAUGGAUCUAUUGUCUAAGGACUCAUUUGAACUUGACUGUGGUGCUGAGGAUUGGAUUGCUAUUGGAGAUGGUAAAGGAAAUAUGACGGUUAUUGGAGUUACUAACGAUGAUUGUACUCCUACAGUGAGAUUAAGCUUUACCUGGCCAGCUGAAAUGGAGAGACAACUUUUAGGUACCUAUUGGUGCAAAUCUCUCGGAUGUAGGUAUGUCUUUACAGCUGAUCCUAGAGGUACAUUGAAACUCUGGAGAUUGACUGACCCUUCACAAUCUAAUCUUCAGAACUCCAUGAGGAGUAACAGCGUGUCACGUAUAGCAGAAUUCAUAUCAAGUUAUGGAAUGCGGAUAAUGUGUUUGGAUGGAUGCAUGGAGGAAGAGGUCCUAGCUUGUGGAGAUCUACGUGGUAAUAUGGUUCUGUUCCCUUUGCUAAAGAGUCUGGUGCUGGGCACAUCGGUUACUCAAGUAGUGAAGAUACCUCCAGUAAAUCAUUUCAAAGGAGUUCACGGAAUUUCAAGUGUGUCCAGUGUGUCUGUGACUAAACUUGGUUACAAUCAGAUUGAGAUAUGCUCAACUGGAGCUGAUGGUUGUAUAUGCUAUCUGGAAUAUGAUAGAGAAAUGCAGGAUUUGCAAUUUAUGGGGAUGAAACAAGUGAAAGAGUUGACUUUGAUUGAAUAUGUUUCUGUGGAUAACAACUUUGUUGAUACUUUGUCAAGCAGCUAUGCAGCUGGUUUUGCAUCAGUAGAUUUCAUAGUAUGGAACCUAGUUAAUGAGAAUAAGGUAGUGAAAAUUCCAUGUGGUGGAUGGAGGCGUCCUCAUUCCUAUUAUCUAGGUGAUGUGCCCGAGAUGAAGAACUGUUUUGCCUUUGUCAAGGAUGAAAUGAUACAUAUACAUAGACACUGGAUUCAUGAUAGAGAAGGGAAGAUAUACCCUCAGAGUUUGCACAUGCAAUUCCAUGGGAGAGAGAUACAUUCCUUGUGCUUUAUCUCUGAAGAUAUGCUUCUUGGAGAUAGUUAUAACCAUACCUUAUUUUCUAAAUCAAGUUGGAUUGCAACUGGAUGUGAAGAUGGAACUGUGAGGUUGACUUGGUACUCUCCAGGUAUUGAAAAUUGGUCUAUGUCAAAAUUGCUUGGUGAGCAUGUUGGAGGAUCAGCUGUAAGAUCAAUUUGUUGUGUGGCAAAACUACACACCAUUUCAUCGUAUACAGCUGAUGUACCUGAUGGGAGGAGUGAACUUAAUGCUGUUGUUGAUGACAAAGAGAAUCCAACCUUACUAAUAUCAGUGGGUGCAAAGCGAGUAAUAACUUCUUGGCUACUAAAAAAUAGGAGGCCGGACAAUAAAAAUGACUUCCUAACUGAUCAUCAGCAUAAUUCAAAAGGAUUUGAUAAUCAAUUUUUGUCAAGUUUGUCCUCGUCAAUGAUGUUCCAGUGGCUUUCCACUGAUAUGCCAGCCAAAUAUUCAAUUACUCACAAAUAUCCAGAAAAUAAUGCGGAGAAAGUGGUUGGGGUUGCUGAAAAUUUUUCUAGUACAAAAAUUGAUGCUAGACCUGGAUCACUGUUAUCUGAAAUGGGAAUGAUACAUGAGGAUGACUGGAGAUAUCUUGCAGUCACUGCUUUUCUUGUCAAAUGCGCUGGUUCCAGGAUAUCUGUCUGUUUUGUUGUCAUUGCUUGUUCAGAUGCUACACUUAUGUUACGGGCUUUAAUUUUGCCCCUUCGUUUAUGGUUUGAUGUCACUUUGCUGGUUCCUUUAUUGGCACCUGUUUUAUCAUUGCAGCAUAUCAUCUUUCCCGUAUGUAGGCCUUCUAAAGAAAACGUCCAAGUUGGAAAUGUUUAUGUUGUGAUUAGUGGAUCUACCGAUGGGAGUGUUGCUUUUUGGGACCUAACAGACAGCGUUGAAGCUUUUAUGCAGCGGGUUUCAGUUUGUAAUGUAGAGAAUGUUUUUGAUUGUCAAAAACGACCACGCACAGGGAGAGGAAGUCAAGGUGGUAGACGGUGGAGAUCUUUGAGCAGUGACUUGUCAAAGAAAAGACCAGGCAGCGGUUUGGUCACCUCAAAAACCAAAGAGGAGACCAAAAGUAUCAGUUGUGGAGACAGCAAGAUGGUUCGUUCUCAAGCUAUGGAUACAGCUCUCCCUGAUUCAGAAAUUAGGACCGAUAAUUCAUCAGCGGAAAUAUGUGAAAUACAGCCUCUAUGCCUUUUGCCAAAUACUCACCAAUCUGGUGUCAAUUGUCUCCAUGUUUCAGAGAUAAAGGGUGGCCAAAAUACUGAUGGUUGCCAUGUGUACAGUAUAAUUAGUGGGGGUGAUGAUCAAGCACUUCAUCAUCUUAUAGUUGAAUUAUCACUUAAAUCAAUAAAUUUAGAUAAUGGGGUUUUGACCCCAAAUAUCACACAUUUGGUCUCUGUACCUGAAUAUGGAAAGGACAUGAACUUUCAAAAUUUGAGCAAGAAUUAUAGGAUCAGAUUCUUAAAUUAUGAAAAAAUUCCUUCGGCCCACAGCUCUUCUGUUAAAGGUGUCUGGACAGAUGGAUCUUGGGUGUUUUCCACUGGACUUGAUCAGCGGGUCAGAUGCUGGCAUCUUGACCAGAGUAAACUAAUUGAGUAUGCACAUCUAAUAGUUAGUGUGCCAGAGCCAGAAGCGUUAUCUGCUAGGGCUUGUGGCAGGAACCAUUAUCAGAUUGCUGUUGCUGGAAGAGGGAUGCAAAUAAUUGACUUUUCAGGACCCUGAUACAUGAGUGAUGACUAGUGGAGAAUGAAGUGAUUGCUGUUAUUUCAUUUUUCUUACAUCAGAUUAAUGGAGGUUCAAUUUUCCCGAACUCGUUCAGAUGAACCGAAUCCUGCUGGUAAUCACUUGAGGCUCGGUCAAAUAGUCUCUGAUGUACCUAAAAAUUGUUGGUACUAAGUGUAGCUGUUCAUUGUGUACUCAACAACGCACUAGCCUUCUGCUGCACCCGUGUUUGGUUGGGGAGAAAUUUUGUAAUACUAGGGAAAUAUAAAUACUAGGAAUU
Gastrolobium bilobum is the source of this 4387-nucleotide messenger RNA. RefSeq lists its product as uncharacterized. Bases 1 to 4107 code for a protein of 1368 amino acids. The transcript is spliced from 20 exons. Gene Ontology annotation, biological process: tRNA methylation. Gene Ontology annotation, cellular component: cytoplasm. The record is from RefSeq and is a predicted model, not a curated record. Gene Ontology annotation, molecular function: protein binding. NCBI's taxonomy places the organism in Eukaryota, Viridiplantae, Streptophyta, Magnoliopsida, Fabales, Fabaceae.